CACUCAGGCUCACACACUCACCCUCCUCCAGCCCCACUGCCCCCACCAUGGCCGCGCCCGCCCUGUCCACCUGCUCCGGCGACCUGAGCUACGGCAGCCGGGUCUGCCUGGCCGGUCCCUGUGACUCCUGCACCGGCUCCUCCUGGCAGGUGGACGACUGCCCAGAGAGCUGCUGCGAGCCCCCCUGCUGCGCCCCGACCCCCUGCCUGAGCCUCCUCUGCGCCCCAGCGAGCUGUGAGCCCUGCCCCUGCCCAUCUGCCUGCACCAGCUCCUGCACGGCCUUGUGCUGCCCGCAGUCUAGCUGCCAGCCCCCCUGCUGCACCUCCUCUCCCUGCCAGCAGGACUGCUGUGCGCCCCUCUACUGCAGGCCCGUGUGCUGCACGCCCGUGUGCUGCACACCUGUCUCCUGCAGGCCCGUGUGCUGCACACCUGUCUCCUGCAGGCCUGUGUGCUGCAGGCCCGUCUGCUGCAGGCCCGUGUGCUGUGAGCCCACCCUCUGCCACUCGUCCUGCUGCAGACCCUCCUCCUGUGUGUCCCUGCUCUGCCGCCCUGUGUGCAGACCCGCCUGCUGUGCCCCCGCCCCCUCCUGCCAGCCCAGCUGCUGCCGCCCGGCCUCAUGCGUGUCCCUGCUCUGCCGCCCCAGGUGCUCCCGCUUGGCCUGGUGUGUCCCCGACUCGGCCUAGAAGUCCUGCUGCUGACCGGGCCCGUCCCCCCGAGGGCCAGCCGGUCUCUAGGGUCCCUCAGCAGAGGGGCUGAGCUCAGCGAUACUAGCAUUUGGCGUCCUCCCGGAGUUUAACCCCCAGAAAGGACCUGGAGACCAUCUCCUCUGUGUCACCAAGAACAGGGACUCCACGUCCCCUGGGGUCUCUCAGGAGUUGCUGCCACGGUCAUCCCAGAACCUAAGCGCAGGCCUGAGUCGUGGAAGCGAGCCCUGUCUCUCCUAGCCCAGUCGCUUCUCCCAGCCCCGC
Molecule: messenger RNA, 968 nt
Organism: Camelus dromedarius (Arabian camel)
Lineage: Eukaryota; Metazoa; Chordata; Mammalia; Artiodactyla; Camelidae
Product: keratin-associated protein 10-12-like
Exons: 1
Coding region: 48-683 (211 amino acids)
Cellular component (GO): keratin filament
Source: RefSeq, a predicted model, not a curated record